CGCUGAAGAGUUAAGAGAAGAUUUUUGUUGUACAAAUGCCAGUUAGAGUUAUAACACUCGACAGAUGAUCAUCGCCGUUAAUAAAAACUUGUUGAAUUUUAAAUAACAUUUAAAUUUUAUAUGAAAUAUUUUGUUAUAAUAUAUUUAAAAUGACUCAAAGUAUAACGACAAAUCAAAAACCAAUGUCAAUUGUUAGACAAAGUUUUUGUUCAAAAAAAUAUUUAACAGCAACAUUAACAACAAUAUUAUUUUCAUCAAUUGUAACAUUUAUAAUAUUUUGGUGUACAGAUGUAUUACAAAGUUCUUUAAUAUCAAAACUUGUUGUUAGUAAUAAUACACCAAUGUUUGAAUGGUGGUCAAAACCACCAGUACGUGCAUUAUAUAAAAUAAAAAUAUUUAAUUAUACAAAUGUUGAAGAUUUUGAAAGUGGUAAAGCAAAUAAAUUAAAAGUUGAAGAAGUUGGUCCAUAUAUUUAUCGUGAAACAGUGACAAGAAUUGAUAAAAAAUUUUAUCCAAAUGGUACAAUAUCAUUUAGAGAAAAAAGAAAUUUUCAAUGGGAAGGUGGUAGUCCAGAUGAUGAAAUUGUAACGGUACCAAGUGUUCCAUUAAUAUCAGCAAUUGCAAUGGCACGUGAUCAACCAUUUUACAUUCAAAUGGCAUUAACAUCAGCAAUAUCAUUUCUUGAUACAAUUAAGCUGAAAUCAACUGGUCCAUUUGUUAAUGUACAUGCUGGUGGUUUAUUAUGGGGUUAUGAUGAUAAUUUAUUUAAUGCUGCUAAACCAUUUAUUAAGCUACAAAAAAAUAUACCAUUUGAUAAAUUUGGCUUACUUGCAUAUAAAAAUGGCAUUUCUGAACAUUCAUUGACCAUGAAUACCGGACAAGAUGAUCAUAAAAAACUUGGUUUAAUUGAAAGGGUUGGAGGCAAUAGUAAUAGACAUGUUUGGAAUGAUGAUGAGUGUGAUCAAGUUUAUGGAACAGAGGGUUAUAUGUUUCCUCCAAAUAUGUAUGAUGAUCCAAAUUCAACUCUUGAUAUUUAUUCUGUUGAAAUGUGUCGAACAUUAAGAUUAAAAAGAAAUGGAAAUGGUAAAUCAUUUGAUAUACCAACACUAAAAUUUUCACCACCUGCAGAUACAUUUACAUCAACUCCAAUAAAAAAUUCAUGUUUUUGUCCCAUAAGUAAUAAUGAAAGUGAAAAAAAAACUAGUUGUCCACCAGCUGGAAUAUUUAAUGGUUCAGCAUGUACAUUUGGUUUACCAAUAGUAUCAUCAUUUCCACAUUUUUUAAAUGGUGAUCCAAUGUUACGAGAAAAUAUUGAUGGCUUAAAUCCAUCGAGUGAACUUCACGAGACUCAUAUUGAAGUUCAUCCGCGAGUUGGAAUAUUAAUUGGAGGUUCAUCUAAAAUACAAAUUAAUAUUGAAGCAAGAAGAGCAGCAUCAGUACCAUUUCUUGGAAAAAUAAAAGAUGGACAAAUAUUACCACUAAUAUGGAUUGAAGUUACUGUUGAUAAAAUUCCAGAGCCAAUACUCAGUCUUAUGUGGCAUGCUUAUUUUACAAUAACUAUUGCUGAAAUUAUUAUCAAAUGGAUCAGUGUUUUGGGUGUUAUUAUACCAACUUUUAUUAUGAUUAAUAUAUUUAUUAAAAAUCGAAAAUAUCAUGACUUUGCUGAUAAGAAAAAUAUAACUAGGCAAAAUAAAUUUCUCGAUGGAAGUAUAAAAAAAAUUCAGGAUGGCUCUGGUGUAUGAUAAAAUUUUCAUAGAUUAUUUUUAAAUUCAAUAAAUAUAUUAAUCAAUGGUGAUAAGACUGUUAAUUUUAAAAAAUUUCACAUACUAAUUUAAUUAUUAAGUUAAAAUAUUAUCAAAAUUAAUUUUCAUUAUUAUUUAAAAUUUAAAAGUUUAAAAUACUUUUUUUAGUAUUUUUAAAAAAUAAUUGUUAUUCUUAAUUUAUAGUUUAAAAAAAAAUAUUAAAUUUAUUUUUAAUAGAUUAUAUUGUAGUUAUACUGAUAACGGGUAUAUUUUUUUGUAUUGUUUAUUUAAUGUUAUUAUUAAUGAGUUUAAAUAAAAUGUUGUUAAAAAUUUCAAU
Aphidius gifuensis is the source of this 2079-nucleotide messenger RNA. RefSeq names its product scavenger receptor class B member 1-like. NCBI's taxonomy places the organism in Eukaryota, Metazoa, Arthropoda, Insecta, Hymenoptera, Braconidae. The transcript is spliced from 4 exons. Bases 150 to 1742 code for a protein of 530 amino acids. Gene Ontology annotation, cellular component: membrane; cytoplasm. Gene Ontology annotation, molecular function: scavenger receptor activity. The record is from RefSeq and is a predicted model, not a curated record.